UUUGAAAAGCCUCUUGGACCUCAGCUUAACUACCGAGAGAAGGAGAAGGACAUACUAGAUGAGCUGUUCCAGAAGAGUCAUUACGACAAGCGAAUUAGGCCUUCAGGUGUCAACGGAACAGUCGACGAACCUACAAUAGUGAUGAUAAAUAUGAUGUUCAGAAGCAUACAGACAAUAGAUGAUGUCAAGAUGGAGUACAGUGUGCAGUUGACCUUCCGGGAGGAGUGGGUGGACGAGCGCUUAGUGUUUGAUGACCUUGGUGGUCGGAUAAAGUACCUGACCUUGACGGAGACGAACAAGGUCUGGAUGCCUGACCUCUUCUUCAAAAACGAGAAAUUAGGUCACUUUCAUGACAUAAUUCUUCCCAAUGUUUACCUGAGGAUUUUCCCUAAUGGAGGCGUUCUCUACAGCAUCAGAAUUUCAUUAACGCUCUCAUGUCCAAUGAACCUACAACUCUAUCCUCUAGACACUCAAACAUGUGAGCUUCUUUUGGCAAGUUAUGGCUGGACGACAGAGGACUUGGUGUUUCUCUGGCGUGAGGGUGACCCCGUCCAGAUCACCCAGAACCUCCACCUGCCUCGCUUCACCCUAGAGAAGUUCCUCACCGAGUACUGUAACAGCAAGACCAACACAGGUGCCUACUCGUGUCUGAAGGUGGACCUCCUAUUCAAGCGAGAGUUCUCCUACUACCUACUCACCAUCUACAUCCCCUGCUGCAUGCUGGUCAUCGUCUCCUGGGUCUCCUUCUGGCUGGAUCAGAACGCUGUGCCCGCCAGAGUCUCACUGGGAGUCACCACACUGCUCACCAUGGCCACUCAGACCUCGGGGAUCAACCAGUCCCUCCCUCCUGUCUCUUACACCAAGGCCAUCGACGUGUGGACAGGGGUAUGCUUGACCUUCGUAUUCGGGGCGCUACUGGAAUUCGCCCUCGUCAACUAUGCCUCCAGAUCAGACAUACACAGGGAACAGAUGAAGAAGCAGAGGCGGCAGUGGGAGUUAGAGCAUCAAGCUGCCCUCGAAGCGGAACAUAUGGAUGCAGAUGGACCCACGACCUUCGCUAUGAAGCCACUGAUGAGAGCCCACGGGGACGGUCUCUCCCUGGACAAGGCGCGGCAGUGUGAGAUCCACAUGCAUCCUCAGCCGCCGCGACGCUGCUGUGGCUCCUGGCUCUCCAAGUUCCCCAGCAGGAGCAAAAGGAUCGACGUCAUCUCGAGGAUCACCUUCCCGCUCGUCUUCGCACUUUUCAACGUGGUCUACUGGAGUACCUACCUCUUCCGGGAGGAGGAGGAGGCCCCACCACAUCCUUAAGACGAGAGGAAGAGACGGAAGCCAGCACUCCCUCGGGCAUGCAAGCGGACACGAACACGGUCACGGACACACCCACCCUAGACAUUAGUUUAAGGAGGAUGCGAAUGUCCUCUCCAGCUCUGAGAGAAAGGGGUGGGGUGUCUAUUGUCCUCAAGACGUGGGUUGCUGCCUUGUAAGAGGGGUAAAGUGCAGCUUCUGGUUGUAAGGGGAAGCCAGCCUGUGAAACGCUCAUCCGCAAUACCCAAACCGUAUAGGUGAACUCAAACUAGCUUUUAAAUGUUCAAUAAAGACAAGGAGAGAUGUAGUGAACUCUUCAUUUAGUGUUAAGGUGUUAAGGUGAGUCUCUUAACAGGUAUAUUUUUGUUUCCAAGGUGGUGAAGAAAUUCUCUGUGAAAACCAAAACAAUGAUGUAAGAGGAUUUAAAGAUGAUGAAAGAUGAACGAAAUUCUCCCCGCAGUGAAUCAAAAGGUUUACUUAAGGCUGGUGUAGUGUUGGUAGUGGUGGGUGUGGAGGUACUGGUAGUGUGGUGUGGAGGUACUGGUAGCGUUGGUAAUGGUGGGUGUGGAGGUACUGG
Messenger RNA from Homarus americanus (American lobster), 1882 nucleotides. RefSeq names its product glutamate-gated chloride channel-like. The transcript has 9 exons. Gene Ontology annotation, biological process: regulation of membrane potential; signal transduction; chloride transmembrane transport. NCBI's taxonomy places the organism in Eukaryota, Metazoa, Arthropoda, Malacostraca, Decapoda, Nephropidae. The coding region runs from base 142 to 1308 and encodes 388 amino acids. The record is from RefSeq and is a predicted model, not a curated record. Gene Ontology annotation, molecular function: transmembrane signaling receptor activity; neurotransmitter receptor activity; extracellular ligand-gated monoatomic ion channel activity. Gene Ontology annotation, cellular component: neuron projection; synapse; membrane.